Abrus precatorius (Indian licorice) is the source of this 876-nucleotide messenger RNA. RefSeq lists its product as uncharacterized. The transcript has a single exon. The record is from RefSeq and is a predicted model, not a curated record. Bases 1 to 876 code for a protein of 291 amino acids. Lineage: Eukaryota; Viridiplantae; Streptophyta; Magnoliopsida; Fabales; Fabaceae.
AUGACUUUCUUCUUAUACAAUAUUCCUAUUCUUCUCUCACUUUCUUUCUCUUUCCUUUUUCAUGCCUUCAAGAAGAGCAUUCACCCUUUCUUUUGUUUUGCCACCACCUUCAACAACUACAAGCUUCAUCUCAAGCGCCACAAUUCAUCCACCAACAUCAUGCAUCUUCUGGAUUCCCCUCCAUUGCCAAAGCCCUCCCUUUCCCCACCAUCACUACUUGGAUUUAUCAACAAUAAUGCCAACGAAGAGAUUGAAGGGUUGGUGACUAGCAAUGAGAAUCUCGAGUUUGAAAGCAUUGAUGAGAGGCGAGUUAAUGCUGAAAUUGAUGACAAUGAAAACAAUAGUGAUAAUGACGACGAUGAAGAUAGCUGUAGGAAUGAAAGAGGAAAUUGGAGGAAAAUGAAUACAUUUCCACCCCUGCUUUCUUCGUUGAACAGGAAUGGACAACCAAGUUUUAGACUCUUACCAGUGAGAAAAAAUGGAAGGUUACAACUUAGAAAAGUUAGAAUAAAAAGAGCCAAAAUUCUAUAUGCUAUGCGACAAGAUGGACGGCUUAAAUUGUUUCUGGUUCCAGAUCGUUGUAUCUUAGAUGAUGUAGAAGAAGAAGAAGAAAAGGCAGAUAAAAAACAUGUAGAAAAGCAAAUGAAGGAAGAAGAAAAGAUAGUAGAGCCGCUAGGAGAGUUAGAGGAAAAUGGUUAUGAUGAUGUGGUUGAAGAGGUUAUUAGAAGUGAGGAAGAAGAUAUUAGGGUUGGAAAGUGGAAAUUUCCCAGUGAAAGGUUCGAGAGGUGUCAUGAAGGGGUGAAUCAUAUUCAUUCCCAUCAUGUUUAUGAAAGCCACCACCACCACCUACGUAUUUGUGAAGUUAGCACUACUUGA